Molecule: messenger RNA, 1272 nt
Organism: Sitophilus oryzae (rice weevil)
Lineage: Eukaryota; Metazoa; Arthropoda; Insecta; Coleoptera; Curculionidae
Product: craniofacial development protein 2-like
Exons: 1
Coding region: 1-1272 (423 amino acids)
Biological process (GO): chromatin remodeling
Cellular component (GO): nucleus
Molecular function (GO): catalytic activity
Source: RefSeq, a predicted model, not a curated record
AUGGCAGAAGUACAACAGAUGAUGGCCCCUAGUCCGUGGCAGGCUUUCAAUAGCCAAGGGGUGCUAAGAAUACCCACGAAGAAAAAUGCUAGGACCCACCCGAAAGUGGACACAUCUCCAGGUCUUAAGCUGGGAACCUGGAAUGUAAGAAGCCUGUAUGUGGCUGGUAAGCUGGAUAAUUUAACACAAGAAAUGGAACGCUGUAAGGUAGAUAUAAUGGGCCUUAGCGAAAUCAGAUGGCCGAACAGCGGCCAAUGUACAACCGAAAAAGCAACACUAUACUACUCCGGAAACAAUCAACCUAACCGCUUUAAUGGGGUUGGAUUCAUAGUCAAUAAAAACGUGAACAACAAGGUAAAGAAUUUUGUGGCAUAUUCGGAUAGGUCAGCCCUCCUGCAGCUCAAGGCUGAUCCCGUAGAUCUUAACAUCAUACAGAUUUACGCUCCAACGACAGACAGGCCAGAAAACGAAGUAAAACAACUAUAUAAGGAAAUAAAAGAACUAAUGAAACUGGUGAAGAAGAGGGAGAUCCUGGUGGUUAUGGGUGACUUUAACGCCAAAGUCGGUCAAGGCCGCGUGACAGACGUGGUCGGGGAGUAUGGCUUAGGAGAACGCAAUGAAAGAGGUGACACGUUAGUUCAGUUUUGCCAAGAAGAAAAACUGAUCAUCGCAAACACAUGGUUUAAACUUCCCCCAAGAAGGCUAUACACCUGGCAGUCACCGCAACACACACCAGAUUAUGUCGUCAGGAACCAAAUAGACUUUCUAUUAAUCAGCCAAAGAUAUAGAAAUGGAUUAAGUGGAGUAAAAACAUAUCCAGGGACCGAUAUUGGAUCGGACCACAACCCGGUAAUAGGAACACUAAAAGUAAGACUAAAGAAAUUAAGACGGGCGCCGAGAAAGAAAGUCGACAUGAACAAAUUAAAGAAAGCUGAGAUAAGAGCGGAAGCAAAGGAGGAAAUAAAUAGGGAAAUUGCCAAAAUCAGGACCCUGCCUCAACCACCGGAUGAUGUCGGAAAAACAUGGGACCGUUUGAAGAACGCAAUAGUCACCACUACAAAUAACAUAGUUGGACCACCUACAUACAAAAGGAGGAGAUGGAUGACUGACGAGAUUUUGUCGCUGAUGGCUGAGCGCGGUCUGUGUAAGAAUAGGGAUCAAACCAAGUACAAAGAAAUUGAUAAACAAAUCAGAAGGGAAAUACGCAGAGCUAAGGAGCAGUGGAUGGAAGAUAAGUGCACUGAGAUCGAGACAAUGGAAGAAAAAGCAUGA